CUCCAUCUUCUGACAGCUUGGUGACGCCCACAAAAGGAACUGACUGGCCCGUAACUCAUGGCUUCCUUGGUACUGGGACUUUCUCUGGUCUGUGAUUUAAGUGGCCUUUGAGUUUCCAGAUUGGUCCAGAAGGAUUAGGAAAGGUGAGUCCUUUCCUACCAAAGAAAUGAGUGUGGGAGGAGGAAGCAACAGCAGCGUGGAGCUUGUCCAUCUCUCCUUCUCACUGAACACCAGCAGUAUCGAUCCAGGAUGCUCUCUCCCCUACGACCCCUGCCCUCCUUUUUGGCCCUGAGACUACAGUGGGCUCCAUGAACAUGUACAGAGACACAGGGGUGUGUGCCACCCCUCUCUCUCAACCUCUUCCUCCACCCCACCUCCGUCUACCCCUUCAUAAUGGCCACUCUUCCGUGGGCGAUCCAGCCCCGUCCCGUGUCUCCGUGCCCAAAAUGGGGGUUCGAGCUCGGAUUGCCGAGUGGCCUCCUCGCAGGGCACUUUCACGAGAAUCGCUGCUUGAGAAUGGCCAGGGCAGUCAUCCGGAUGACCUCAACAGCGAGGAUGGGCUUACUCGUGGAGGUGUGACCAGGUUACUACAGCGAGGUACCAGGGACGGUGACUUCCUUGAAUCAGGUUUAACGAGGGCUCCAGGCACACCACCGAGGUUUCGGACAUCUGGAUUCGCUCCACUCCGACAGCGCUCCAACAGCGAGAUAACAUUGAGUGAACAAGAUGAAACAGAGGUCGAAGGCCAUUUGUUUCGGGAAUAUGGCAGUACUUCUUCCAUCAAUGUACAGGCAGUGUCUGAGCAAAGCUUCUUUGACAUGCUCAGCCAGUUUCAACAGGAGCGACCAGACCAGCGUAGCACAGCCCCUGCAAAGCUUGGAGAGCUGCUUGGUGCUUCUUUAGAGGGACCCACUUCACACGCCUUCUUGUCGACUCCACGGCCUGAUGACCGCCUAGAGAAUAGUGUACGCAAAAAGAGUGGUGGCACAGAGUCAUCUCUUGGUACCUCCUCCUUAUUCCGCAAACUCCGCAGCUCCAGCCGGGGAGAAACAGAGACUCCACGAGGCGACUUGGAUGACAUACGACCCCCUGAGACAUUGUCUUCCAAACCCUGGGUAUGUGUGCGGAGUUUUGCCCACUUUGACGCUCAGAGUGUUCUGUUUGACUUGCACGAGGCAGCAGCUCGUCGCAGCUACGCUGCCCAGCGGCGAAACACAGCCACCGGAGCUUCAGCUGCUUCUUCGGCUGCUGUUUCUUUGGCAGUUUCCAGAGCUAUUGCUCUGGGGGGAGUGGAGCCCAGCUUCUCCAGCACUGAUGACCUCAGUGUCAGGGACCUAUCGGAAGGAUCAACCACAGCACUGGAACAUUCAGAGCAGGGUGGUUCAGCUAGCGUUAAUGCCAACUCUCAGCACCAGCUGUUGCUGAGCUGCCCGCACUUCAUCAAUGAGACCGGAAGCUACAGGGAACGGAAUGUCAGCUUUCUGAGCUCAUGGGCGGAGCGGGGAGAGGCUGGCAUCGUGGAGGCCCGGCUUCGUCCACGCUGCAGUAAUGCCAGUGUGUCCAAACUGGAAGUGCCGCCAGAGGUUCAAGCCACCAGGUUAGAGAGACUGCAGCUACACUGCAUCGAGCACGUUGACCUGGGUGCCAGAUACUACCAUGAGCACUUCUAUGGGAAAGGAUAUUUGGGCAGUCAUAUGAUGCUGGUCACGUUACGAGGAGCGAUCCUGGAGGACGCGAUUCUGUCCACAGCAAAGCACGGAACGGUUCGUGGUUUGCCUUUAAAGGAGGUUCUGGAGUAUGUGCUGCCAGAACUCAGCGUGUCCUGUCUGCGAUUGGCUCUCAGCACGCCAAAGGUCACAGAGCAGCUUCUUAAACUGGAUGAGCAGGGGCUUAGUCAGAAACACAAAGUGGGCAUCCUGCUGUGUCGAGCGGGACAGAGCACGGAGGAGGAGAUGUACAACAAUGAAGAGGCUACGCCAGCCUUCACCGCCUUCCUGGAGCUGCUGGGAGAAACUGUGUGUCUGAAGGGUUUCAACAAAUAUGCUGCCCAGCUAGACACCAAAACGGACUCAACUGGAACACACUCCCUGUAUACAACCUAUCAGGACUAUGAGAUCAUGUUUCACGUGUCCACCAUGCUUCCAUACAUGCCCAGCAAUCCUCAACAGCUCCUGAGGAAGAGGCACAUAGGAAAUGAUAUAGUCACGAUUAUAUUCCAGGAGCCGGGAGCCCAACCGUUCACUCCACAGAAUAUUCGCUCUCACUUCCAGCACGUGUUCGUCAUUGUCCGUGUGCACAGCCCUUGCUCUGACAACACCUGCUACAGUGUCGCAGUGACCCGCAUGAAGGACGUCCCUCCGUUUGGUCCACCGCUACCUUCAAAUGGCCUGACGUUCCGGGACCCAGCUGCCUUCCGUGCUUUCCUGCUGGCCAAGAUCAUCAACGCAGAGAACGCUGCGCACAAAUCAGAGAAGUUCCAUGCUAUGGCAACACGCACGCGCCAAGGAUACCUGCGGGACCUGGCGGAGAACUGCGUUUCCACUACACCACUCGACACUGCUGGCAAGCUAAACAAUCUCAUCUCUCUGGCCUCCAAACGCAAGGAACGCAUCCGGGCACGCGAGGGAGCGGAAAUGGGUGCCUUAGGGGCGCUGAUUUGGCGCGUACUUGCACAGGACUUCAGUGGCGGAGGCGCCGAGCUUCCCUGUGCUCUCGCCAUCUCCAGCGAGUACAUUGUCCUGGCGCACUGCUCCACCAAAGAGGUGGUGUUUAACUGUUUCUGUGCUGAUGUGAUUGGUUGGACGGCAGAGAGACUUGCACUGAAGAUUUUCUAUGGCAGAGGAGACCAUGUUGCCUUACGGGUACCAGAGGGCAGUGCGCAAGAUAUCAGAGAGGUGGUGCAGAGACUUAAGGCAUUGACUAUAGGUUGUGAGACAGUUGAUAUGACGUUACGACGUAAUGGUUUAGGCCAGCUUGGUUUCCAUGUGCGUUUGGACGGAACUGUGUCCGAAGUGGAGGAAUACGGCUUCGCUUGGCAGGCGGGACUCCGGCAGGGUAGUCGUUUGGUGGAAAUCUGCAAAGUUGCAGCAGUGACGCUCUCCCACGAGCAGAUGAUCGACCUACUGCGGACUUCGGUCACCGUGAAAGUGGUCAUUAUUCCACCUUUUGAAGAGGGAGGGGCCCGCAGGGGCUGUACGGAGGAGUACGAGAUGAAGAUGAUGGAGCAGAAGGGAGAAGCGGAGCCAGUGGCUGCAGGGUAUCGUGGUGGGCAGCGAACCCCAGUAUGGCGCUGGGACAGCCCACCUGGUACACACAGCUCUGCUCAGCGCUGGACCCCCAGCGGACCCCCACCAGUCCCCAGCCGUACACACAAAGCCCUGGUCCCCAUUCCAUACAGAGAGCCCCAACACAUCUCUGCUAAAAGGCCUGUCAGUUACCCAGAGAACCAUUACAGUGUGUCUCCUCUUACCGGGGACAGAGGGAUGCAGUACAGAAACCCUUCGGCUAGUUUCUCCAGUCCAGGCUCUGGGUUCAGCUCCAGCGCACUGGGGGUGCCGGGACUCAGCGGACCCUUUGUCCACUAUAAACCCACUCGAGACGGGUUUGGGUCAGUCCAGCGGCCUCUCCAGCCAUUUGAUCCACACGUUACAGUCGAUGUCUCUAGUGGAGAAUCAUCAUCUGGUUUCACUAGCCAAGAAAGCACGAUGGAGCGCAACAAGUCAGAGCCCAUGUGGCAUGUUCCUGCUUCAUCACGAGGUGUGUCAGUGGGCUCAGCUCCGAGAAGACAGACUCGACAGGACGUUGCAGGGAAGGACUCUCCAAACCGCCACUCUAAGGGUGAGGCACACUAUUCCAGUCACUCCAGCAGUAACACGCUCUCCAGCAAUGCUUCCAGCAGUCACAGCGACGAGCGCUGGUUUGACAGCGUGGGAGGUGUGGUUUCCGGUGCCCUGAGUGACCCCUCAGACCCCGACCCUGACCAUAUGGGCAAGGGAGGCUCCAGUGACAGUGGCAUCGAUGCAUCUCUCUACACGCCAAGUCCCAACACUAAAGGAGCCAAACCUAGCCGCAGCCUUGCAGGAACCCCCCAUAAACCUUUGCAUGGUUCUGCUACCUACAGCGGCUUGCAGGAGCUGUCCGGAGCAGGAGGGAGGGCGGGAGGAGAGGAUCGUCACAGGGAGUCUUCACCCGUCAUUGCAUUUGCAAAUCAAAGCAAGAACUAUCGCACCCGCACAUUCCCCCCUCCUGGAUCAGCCAACGUCGACAACUUCAAACCAAGGUCCUGCUAUACCCCUCAAGGGUACAAGACCCCUGCUGUGGCUGAUAAACCCCGGCCUUUCAGAUCUUCAACUGUCACACCCACGUCAGGCUCCGCCCAGCUGUCAAGCUCUGCCCAGCUGUCAAGCUCCGCCCCCAAGUCCUUUAGUAAAACUAAGAGUACAUGGCAACAGGAGGAGAACAGCACAGCAACCAGCACCACCUCCACUGACAGCAACAGCAACAGCUGCAAGCAGCUGGAUAUGAACAGUAAGAAUGUGUUCGGACAGCCCCGGUUACGUGCCUCUCUGAGGGACCUGCGCUCACCACGCAGAUCUCACAAGAGCACCAUUGAGGACGACUUGAAAAAGCUCAUCAUCAUGGACAACCCUACAGAGACACCAUCACGGGAUGGGUCUCCUCAUCGGACCCUGCAACGUACUUUCUCAGAUGAGAGUCUGUGCAGUGGACGGAGAGAUUCUAGUUAUGCAAGCACGCCUCUUUUUGAAGGACAAGUGCCGCCCAGUGACCUUCUCUUCACCUGCACGCUGCCUACUCGACGCCACGGACACAACACCAAUCAUGGAACCCUCAUGCCUAGUAAGAAAGUACCAUUGUCUGCAUCAGAAUUAUCUCUGACUGAGGUGAGGGAUAAGGUUCCACCUCUCAGAAGACUGGACCCUGGACUCAUGCCCCUUCCUGACACUGCCUGUGGUCUAGAGUGGUCCAGCCUCGUCAAUGCGGCCAAAGCAUAUGAAGUGCAAAGAGCUGUUUCUUUAUUUUCAUUGUCUGAGUCUCACGCGGGCGGCAAUGAGUUGAGACCCGUCAUCAGCCCGGUGCAUUUCCACACGCCACAGACUCCCCGCACCACUCCUACUUUCAGCAGUGAAGAGGUUCCCAAUGACCUGUCUGGCCGUCUAUAUCAUCUGGAAGUCAUGCUGAAACAGCUGAACAAUGAUCUGGAAAAAGAGAAACAGGACAAGUCCACGUUAUUAGCAGAGAUGGCUAAUCUGAGGCAGAACAACCAGCGUCUGCAGGAGGAAUCGCACUCAGCCAGUGAACAGCUCCGCAAGUUCAGCAAACUCUUAUCCUCUACCAUGCCCGAGAGGAAAUGACUGUCCCUUUCAUUUGAGAGGAGAUGAGAUUUGCCUAAUAUGGCACGUUCAGUGCCAACAGCUAAUUUACUUCACAGUCUCUUAUUGUCCAGUACAUCCACUGUCCCGCUCGCCCUCAUCUAGAUCCUCACCACACUCCAAAACUGUGAGCUUUACGAAAGUGUGACGGAAGGAAACCGAAAUCUGCCUGAUGACUUGAGACUUCAAAUCUUUAACUUAAAGCCGGUACAGAAGUACAAAUGUCUAUUUUUAAACAAGCAAACAAACACACGAUUCCUACCUUGAAACGAGCGAGCUCCUCAUCUGAUCGAACUACUUUCGGAACUAUUUUCUCAGUGUAGAUUUAUUUUUGUACUCGACGAGUCGACACUAAGCUUGAGCCAGUAAAACUGCGAGACGCUAAACAUCAGAGAGGCCUAUUUACUGCACAGUCAGCUCAACAGCCAAAAAAAAGCAACAGAAAAUCGACACCUGAGCCACGUGAGAGACCCUACCUUUCCCAAAACGUUGAGAGAAAUCACGGUACUGUAAUUGUGAGGAAAAAGGAACGACUCGCAGAUAACAUGUCACUGUAAAUUAUAAUUCUACAUCGCACAAUCUCAUGUGCAGGUACAUUGUGUUCAUAUUUAUAGUUCAAACCAUCCUCAUCUCAGCUGAUUUAUCAUCCAACAGACUUCCUGUAGUGACUGAAACUCUGCAAUAAUGGCUCUGUAGAUCUUCACUUCUCCAGAGAUGGAGAACCGCCGCCGCUUUCUGACCAGGGAUAGCAAGCACUACUAAAACUGUGAUGUUACACCCAAGUCUUUGAUCGUUUCCUCUGUGCAUGGACAUCGCUCAGUCUUUAAGUGACAGCGUCAUGUGACAGGAAAUGCCACUUGCUCUCUUAUGUAUGGUUUUGGCAUAGCACUGUGUGUAAACUUGGAUUUCGACACUGUAUAUGUAUAGGUAUAUGCAAAGCCGACACUAAGAAACCCUAGUUAGCUGUGUUCCAUACAGACUCUAUUUUUCUAUUUGUAUUUAGUUCAGGUUUAUCAGGUGAAACGACUGUUGGCAAUAGAUAGCUGUUUUCAACUUCUAGACAGAUCAUGGUGUUUACAUACUAAGACGAUCCACGCUGUACUCGGUUAUGCGCUCUAACUGGAAUAACAAUCAGGCUGGAUCGAAUAUGGUUUAUCAUGUACCCCAUGUUACUCUGUACAUGUCUGCCUUAAAGUGGUCAGCUGUGACCAGUGAUGUGUUGUAAUUUAGCACUCAUAUCAGCUCUCUCCAUCCCUUUAACCUGAUGCGACUGGAAAAAAGAUCUCCUCCUCUCUCAGGACCCGUAAGCUGCCCUCUCGAUGACCUGAUCUAUUCGUCUCUGACCUAUUUAUCCACGUCAAAACAAAAGCACUGCAACAGUCGGUUGACUUUAUACUAGUCAUCAUAGCUAAUAUAAGUGAAAAUAGAAUGUGUCUGCUUUACUCAGACACACAAAAACAACUAUAUACAUGCUUAUGACAGUAAAUAGCAUUGUAAAACGCAAAGGUUUUUCUUUAUUUAUGGGCUGAGAGAUACAAAGACCUUUAGUAGUGUGACUGUACAUACAGUGAUUUGAUAACUGCUGAUAUCUAACAUGUUACAUGUUCUCCCCACUUGGGGAAUAGUCCAACCAAAAAUGAAAAUUCUUUCAUUUACUCACCCUCAUGUUGUUCCAAACCUAUUGGACUUUAUUCCUUCUAUGGAACAUGAAAGACGUUAUUCUGAAGAACUGAACAGUUUUGGUUCCCAUUGACUUCCAUUGUGUUUGUUCAAGAUCCACAGAUGAAAGCAAGUCAUACAGGUUUGGAACAACAUGAGAAUGAGAUUUUGGGUGGACUAUACCUUUAAAUAAAAGUCUAUAUACAGACUUGCGAAAUCAAAUGAUCAGAAUGAUAAGCUCAUUUGCCCCACUGUUUUAGAUCCAUUUUUACAGUUUUAUCAGAUUCUCAUCGCAUUGCUGUGACUACAAGAACUUGACCCACUGUGUGUUUUUCUGUCAAUGAAGUGGGGGGUCUUUCAGACUCACUCAGUUCUGGGUUACUGGGUGUCAUAUCUACACCAUGGAUUGUCUUAUGAUUUCUGUUUGUUUGAUAGUUGGGUGGAGGUGUUUUUAUUAAGUUCUUUUUUAUUUUUAAAAGGUAAAUAGGAGUAAUAUACUUGUGAGAACAUCUAUGUGCAUCUGUGUUGCGCAUUCUUAAAUCAUGGCAAAUUAUAUAGUCCAGCUGUAAUUGAAGGUUUAUUUUUAUGUGUAAUAUUUUGACUAUUUAUUUUGAUUCUUUUCUUCUUGUUUUGUUUUUUUUUAAUACAGAAUGUCAAAUUCAAGGUGAAAAUUACAAGAUUUGGUAACAUUAUUGGAGGGUACUGAGUUUGUCCUUUAUAUUUUGUUUGAUUCACGAUCUUUUGUACAAAGCUGAUUUUACGCUUUUAUUUCUUUUCUUUUUUUAAAGAACCUUUAUUGUAAUUCAUCUUUCUGUCUCUGUUUCCGUUAGCUUCAUGCAUGAAACAGUGGCUCUAAUGCCUCGAUUAACUAUUGAUAACUGAUUAAUCAUUCAGUUUCUUUUGGGGAUGUUGUAUCAAUGAGUGUACAUUUAAGAUGUGUAAAUUAUGUUUUCAUUAUUUUAUAAAAAAA
Messenger RNA from Sinocyclocheilus rhinocerous, 8019 nucleotides. RefSeq names its product signal-induced proliferation-associated 1-like protein 3. Gene Ontology annotation, molecular function: protein binding; GTPase activator activity. The transcript has 22 exons. Gene Ontology annotation, cellular component: plasma membrane; cytoplasm; Golgi apparatus. NCBI's taxonomy places the organism in Eukaryota, Metazoa, Chordata, Actinopteri, Cypriniformes, Cyprinidae. Bases 309 to 5372 code for a protein of 1687 amino acids. The record is from RefSeq and is a predicted model, not a curated record. Gene Ontology annotation, biological process: regulation of small GTPase mediated signal transduction; epithelial cell morphogenesis; establishment of epithelial cell polarity.